AUGGUCGUUGCUUUACUACCCGUUCACACAGUCCGCCACCCCCAGCCUCUCGCAAAGAGUUCUGGUGGCAGCAUGGCAAUUGCUAUGUUGUAUGGCCCUCUGUAUGUCAACUAUAGUGUGGAUGAUGCAGACCCUUUUCUCCGGUCAACCACGAUUAUUUGUGCGAGACAGUCUCAUAAACCAACCCCUCUGAUCUCUAAGGGAAAAUUGAUUACUACUUACUAUGGCUCACACUCUCUUGAGCUAUCUGUUAAGAACGGGGACCUGAUUGAGUUGGUUCCUGGACCCUCCACGCAUGAGCGUCAACAACAGGAUUUCUCAGCGGGAGAGGAAACUCAUUCUGAAACAUAUUAUUUGAUGAGGAAUCAAUUAUGUAUGCCCGCGAUGGUCAGGAGGAUCGUCCUUCUGGACUUUGAGUGGAAUAAGGUUUCUCAGCACUGCAAGCCAGGCCUUGAACAAGAGCAGAAAUCCCUACCUGGAACCUAUAUAUCGCCAUUGCUCCGGUCACACGAGGUAUCGUGUCCGCUGGCCAAGUUCAAGGAAUGGGUAAACUGGGAUUAUCGACCCCAGUUUGAAACUGAAUAUGCCCAUACGGCGUCUUCGGUCACGCCGUAUAUGGAGAUGUUAUAG
Molecule: messenger RNA, 630 nt
Organism: Coccidioides immitis RS
Lineage: Eukaryota; Fungi; Ascomycota; Eurotiomycetes; Onygenales; Onygenaceae
Exons: 3
Coding region: 1-630 (209 amino acids)
Source: RefSeq, a predicted model, not a curated record